AUGUCAGUUGCCCUUUAUUUGGAGUUUUUGUUACAGCAGAGUAUCCCCUACUCCACACUUGAACCAGCCUGCUAUGGUAUAAACUGGGCACACGAUUUGCAUGGCUUUCCAAGUCCUUCUGAUUCUAAAUUGGUAACAAUUAUGCUCGAGGCUGCAAAGGGGGAACUUGUAAAACCUGUUCAAGAAAGAACCUGUUACUCCGGAGAUGAUUUUAAGGAUAUAUGACAGGUUUGCGGGUCCCAACGUUAAUCUAUCUCAUCUUCACUCAGCUGCAAUUUGCGUGACUGUCUAUUCGGCUUUCCUCCGUCACAACGAGUUAGCUGGCCUUCGUUGUUCUGACGCUAGUUUUUUUCGAUGCAUUUGUGAAGAUUUAUUUAUUCAAGAGCAAAACAGAUGUUUAUAGGGAUGGCACCCAUCUGUUGGCAAAGUCAGGCUCAGUUUCUUGUUCUGUUCACAUGCUUUACAGAUACGUCCGUGCCGCUAAUUUAGACUUGUCUUCUUCGUUGCCGUUUACUCGCUCUUUACAUUUUAAUAAAGCUACGUCUUUUUAUAAUUUGCGUUCCACGGGUAUGAGUUAAACCCGAACUGGGGAAAUAGUUUCACAAGCGUUUGCGGAACUAGGCACACUUGUUUGGUUCACACAGUUUAAGAGCAAGAGGUGCUUCUGCAGCCGCCAACGCAGGCGUCAGUGAUCAACUCUUUAAACGUCACGGCAGAUGGAAGACAGAUCGAGCCAAGGACGGCUAUAAUAAGGAUAAUGCAGAGUCUUUAUUCUCAGUAUCUAGAAGUUUGCAUACUUAG
Molecule: messenger RNA, 801 nt
Organism: Pocillopora meandrina
Lineage: Eukaryota; Metazoa; Cnidaria; Anthozoa; Scleractinia; Pocilloporidae
Source: the annotation of a GenBank genome assembly